AUGGGCUCCUCUCGGGCACGCCGGAUGGGGCGUGUGGGAGGGCGAGGGAUGGUGGUGGCCUUGCUACUGGCUUUUGGUCUCCUCCUGCCAGGAACCUGGGCCAAGAGCAUCGCCACCUUCUCAGACCCCUGUAAGGACCCCACGCGGAUCACCUCCCCCAACAACCCCUGUCUCCCUGGCAACGGUGGCUCCGGCAGCUUCAGUGGCCACAGUGGCCACAGUGGCUCCAGCAGCUUCAGUAGCCACAGUGGCUCCAGCAGCUCUAGCAGCUUCAUUUCCAGUUCCAGUAGCUCCAGUGGCUCCAGUGGCUCCAGUGGUGGCUCCAGUGGCUCCAGUGGCGCCCAGGGUGGUUCUGCAGGCUCUGUGUUAUUUAAGCCAGGAACAGGAUAUUCUCAGGUCAGCUACUCCUCCGGCUCAGGCUCCAGUCUGCAAGGUGCAUCCAGUUCUUCCCAAUCCAGCAGCAUCAGCUCCCAGUCGGGCAGCAUCUACUACCAACCAGGGCAUGGCUCCGCUCUGCCAACCAACGACGAGGCUUCUCGCACCGUCAUGGGCUCGUCCCAGUCCGGAGGGACCUCGAGCAGCUCCAACCUGCGGCCCUGCAGCUCCGACGUCCCCGACUCUCCCUGCAGCGGGGGCCCUGUCGUCUCCCACUCCGGCUCCUACCUCUCCAGCUCCCACUCCGUGUCGGGAGGGAAGAGGCCUGUGGUGGUAGUGGUGGAGCAGCAUGGGCCCGGGGGCCCGGGAGUGCUUCAAGGUGCCCCCUGUAGCAAUGGCGGCCCUCCAGGAAAGCCCUGCCCCCCCAUCACCUCUGUACAGCAGUCUUAUGGUGGCUACGAGGUGGUGGGUGGCUCCUCCGAUAGUUAUCUGGUCCCAGGCAUGACCUACAGUGGGGGUAAGAUCUACCCUGUGGGCUACUUCACCAAGGACAACCCUGUCAAGGGCUCUCCGGGAGCCCCCUCCUUUGCAGCCGGCCCCCCCAUCUCCGAGGGCAAGUACUUCUCCAGCAACCCCAUCAUCCCCAGUCACAGCUCCUCCAGCUCCAAUGUCUACCAGUCCGGUGCGUCCUCAGUGGUGGUGUUCCAGCCGGUGGGCUCUGGUGGGGUCCAGCCCUGUGGGGUCGGCUUCCCAGGCUCCCAGGGGCCCUGCUCCCCACCAGGUUCUAGAACCCAAGUCAGUUCCAGCAUUUCCAGCGGCUCCAGCUCAUCCUACCAUCCCUGCGGUGGGGCCUCCCAGGGGCCCUGCUCCCCACCAGGCACCGGCUCCUUGGGUGGCGGCUCGGGCUCCCAGUCUGGUGGCACCAUUGUCCUGCAGCCCUGUGGGAGCAAGUCCAGCUCUCCUGGUUACCCUUGCAUUUCUGUCUCCUCCUCUGCAUUGAGUGGGGGUCCCGAUGGCUCUCCCCAGCCUGAUCCCUCCGCCGGAGCCAAGCCCUGCGGCCCCAGAAGCGCUGGAAAAAUUCCCUGCCGCUCCAUCCGGAACAUCCUGGCCCGCGUGAAGCCUCUGGGGCCCCAGCUGGCUGACCCUGAAGUCUUCCUGUCCCAGGAAGAGCCAGUUGACCACAGUCCUUAGACCAGCUUCUGUGCACAUGCACACACAGGCACACACACUCCCGUGCGCGUGUGCACACGCACACACACACAGCUUCUCCCACUUGGGAGACAUCUGGGGCACAGGGUUAGCUCAGUUUCCACCCUCCCUCCUGAGCACGGCCUCGCUCUCUCUGUUCCCCCAUUGUGGCAGACUCUCCCUUAUCAUCUCUUCUUUCUUCGUCUUCUCGGGAUGGGAAACCCCAAAGCCCUUUCCUCGUUCUCUCCCAUGGCGCGGAUCCCCACCCCACUGCAGGGUCCUCUCCCUGUCAGUCCACAUUAGCAUCCCCUCUGCCCUUUUCUUGGAGAAGCCCAUGGGCUAACCCCACCCAUUCAGGUCCUCGAGGGGAAACCCCUGAAACUCCCAGGGUACCCCUGCUGCCUGGAUAAGUCAUCCCUUCCCCUCCUCCUUUGCCAAAUAAAACCAAACCCAAGCCAUCAUCUGAAGACAAUGGUUACUUUUCACUGACUUCUCUUGGCCAUCUGGUCAACCAACCUCCCAGGAGGACGCUGGAUUCUUGCUCCAAGACCACAGCCAUGCUCCAUGGUGACACUCGCCACGCCCUCUGAGGUCACUGUUUCCAACACACCCCUCCCUUCCCAAGCUUGGUCUCCAUCUCAGCCCCCUCCCUCUCUGGCUGCCGGUUUUCUCAAUGCUUCCCUGUGGGCAGAGGCCCCAGAGCAUCCUCAGAGGUUGGAGCAGGUUCCCUAGCUCUGGAUCCCAGAUGGGUGGCUCAAUAAACCGAGUGAACUCAAUGCAGGCUUUCUUUUUUUUU
Molecule: messenger RNA, 2359 nt
Organism: Lepus europaeus (European hare)
Lineage: Eukaryota; Metazoa; Chordata; Mammalia; Lagomorpha; Leporidae
Gene: CDSN
Product: corneodesmosin
Exons: 2
Coding region: 1-1566 (521 amino acids)
Biological process (GO): skin morphogenesis; cell-cell adhesion
Molecular function (GO): protein homodimerization activity
Source: RefSeq, a predicted model, not a curated record